Molecule: messenger RNA, 1940 nt
Organism: Danio rerio (zebrafish)
Lineage: Eukaryota; Metazoa; Chordata; Actinopteri; Cypriniformes; Danionidae
Gene: tomm70
Product: translocase of outer mitochondrial membrane 70
Cellular component (GO): dendrite cytoplasm; mitochondrion; mitochondrial outer membrane
Source: RefSeq, marked provisional
UGGAUGAUGGCUGCAUCGAAGCCCGUAGAGCCUCAGUCCGGGAGUGGGCUUCCCCGCUGGCAGCUGGCACUCCUGGUGGGGACUCCGAUCGUCCUGGGUGUCGGAGCUGUCUACCUGUGGAAUCGAAGUCGCGCCAAGGAAAAGCAGGGGAAAAGGAACGGAGAGAGGAAAACCCCAGAAGGAAGCGCUAGUCCUGUCCAGGGCCAGCACGGUGCGACAAAUCCAGAGCUCGAGAACCUGAGUCCCCUCGACCGAGCACAGUCUGCCAAGAAUAAAGGCAACAAAUACUUCAAGGCUGGCAAAUAUGAUCAUGCGAUCAAGUGCUAUACAGAAGCCAUCGGCCUAUGUCCCAAAGAAAAAAAAGGAGAUCUGUCCACCUUCUACCAGAAUAGAGCUGCAGCUUAUGAGCAACAGAUGAAAUGGACCGAAGUGAUACAGGAUUGCUCUCAGGCAGUUGAGCUGAAUCCUCGCUAUGUAAAAGCACUUUUCAGGCGUGCCAAGGCACUGGAAAAACUGGAUAACAAAAAGGAGUGCUUAGAAGAUGUGACGGCUGUAUGUAUUUUGGAGGUUUUCCAGAACCAGCAAAGUAUGCUACUGGCAGACAAGGUGUUGAAACAGCUGGGAAAAGAAAAGGCCAAAGAAAAAUACAAGAACCGAGAGCCCCUUAUGCCAUCUCCUCAGUUCAUCAAAUCCUACUUUAGCUCCUUUACUGAUGACAUCAUUUCACAACCCCUACAGAAGGGGGAAAAGAAGGACGAAGAUAAAGACAAAGAGGGUGAGGCAUCAGAGGUCAAAGGAAGCUCAGGCUACCUAAAGGCAAAGCAGUAUAUGGAGGAGGAGAACUAUGAUAAGAUCAUCAGUGAGUGCACAAAGGAGAUUGAGUCUGGAGGCAGAUACUCUGCUGAAGCUCUUCUGCUGAGAGCCACAUUCUACCUGCUGAUUGGCAACGCUACAGCUGCACAGCCUGAUCUUGACCGUGUCAUCAACAUGAAUGAUGCCAGCGUCAAGUUGCGUGCUAAUGCCCUCAUUAAACGUGGAAGUAUGUACAUGCAGCAGCAGCAGCCCCAGCUCUCCACGCAGGACUUCAACAUGGCUGCAGAGAUCGAUCACCGUAAUGCAGAUGUCUAUCACCACAGAGGACAGUUGAAGAUUCUGCUGGAUCAGGUAGAGGAGGCUGUGGGAGAUUUUGACGAGUGUAUAAAACUUCGACCAGACUCUGCACUUGCCCAGGCACAGAAGUGCUUUGCACUUUACCGACAGGCCUACACUGGAAACAACCCAUCUCAGGUUCAGAAAGCCAUGGAUGGUUUUGAGGAUGUCAUUAGGAGGUUUCCAAAGUGUGCUGAGGGUUAUGCUCUGUAUGCACAGGCAUUAACUGACCAGCAACAGUUUGGUAAGGCAGAUGAAAUGUAUGAUAAAUGUAUUGAGCUAGAGCCUGACAACGCCACAACAUAUGUUCAUAAAGGUCUGUUGCAGCUUCAGUGGAAACAGGAUCUGGAAAUGGGUCUUGAACUCAUUAGCAAAGCCAUUGAAAUUGACAAUAAAUGUGACUUUGCAUAUGAAACAAUGGGAACCAUUGAAGUCCAAAGAGGCAACCUGGACAAGGCUAUAGACAUGUUCAACAAGGCCAUUAACUUGGCCAAAUCAGAGAUGGAGAUGGCCCAUCUGUAUUCCCUCUGUGAUGCUGCUUAUGCCCAGACAGAGGUGGCCAAGAAGUAUGGGCUCAAACCUCCCACGCUAUAACUCUUGCUUCCUUUUUCCACUCUCAACUGCCGGGUCAGAAUACAAAUACCAUUAUCCCACGUUUUCUUUUGCUUCAUUAUAAAGAUCUUCAUUACCAAUUAAAAGGAAGUCGGGACAGGUUCUGCUACCACACACUUACCAGUUUUUGAGGACUGGAAGAAAAUGAUGGGGGAGCAGAAAAAGGAGAUGAGAAAAAA